AUGGGGAAAGCUCAAAACACUCAUGCAGCUGCACCCGAUGAUGUCCGUGAAUCAUUAGCAGUGAAACCUCUUGUGUACAUCAUCGAGGACAUCUUUGAAGUGCAACCUGCCACCCCUAGUGCCGUCCCUGGCUUUGGUUUUGAUCAGGGAGCAACACAAAUGCAGCUAAAUGUAUUGGAUUACAAGGCUUUCCAAUUUGAUCGCAUGCUCGAUCUCUUGUCAUCUACCAUCAACGAAAUUUCCUGCAAGAUAUGCUGCAAGUUUCCUGGAGGUGGAGAUCAUGAACUUGCCACAACUUUGGAAAUAUUCAAAACCCUUAGAAGCUACGAGUGGGAUGCAAAAGCAGUGCUAGCGUUGGUUGCAUUUGCUUUGAACUUCGGUGAAUUCUUGGUGAUGCCACAACCUUUCUCCAGCAAUCCACUUGUGAAAUCAGUUUCACUACUCAAGGAAUUGCCAGAGCCUCAAGAGAGCGUAGACACACAUAAACUGAAAUUUGAGGAAGUUAGCAACGUCAUCAAGGCCGCGCUAAAUAUAACCAAAUGGAUUGUUGAGUUGAGAGAGUUUGAAUCUCAGAACGAUAUCAAUGCCGACCAAAUGAAGAUCUCCACGGCAGUUUAUUGGACCAUUCGAAGCAUUGUGGGUUGCGCAUCACAAAUUUUGGCCCUCGCUGGCUUAGGAUAUGAGAAAAUAUCAUCAAUAGAAAAGGCAAGUUUCGCCAAGAAUGUCAGCUUCAUACACGACGGUCUUAAGAUUCUACUCAAUCAAAUAACAGAGCAUGAAAGGUCUAAUGCAGACCGUCAAAGACUUGAAACACUGAAAGCACUCAUGAAAGAAGUGCCUACUGAUCACACAGAGGUUAUGAGAAGAUUGAUUUAUGCUAAAGAAGAUCAGCUACCUCUCCUCAAGGUCAAGGAUGAUACCAAGACAAGGGCUAGCAUCGAAGUGUUGAAGAGAAGGAAUGUGCUGCUCCUCAUUUCAAACAUGUACAUUGAUGAAGAGGUGUUCAUCCUAGACAAAAUGUAUAGAGAGUUUCCUGAUGAUCGAACAAGGGAGUAUGAAGUGGUGUGGAUACCAGUUGUGGACAUGUCAACCCUAUGGAGCCAAGCAAAGCAAGAUCAGUUUGAGAAUCGCCAGUCGAAAAUGCCAUGGUACUCUGUGUAUCACCCUUUAAUGAUCGACAAAGCAGUUAUCAUGUACAUCCAAGAAGUGUGGCAGUUCAUAAAGAAUCCCAUUAUUGUGGUAUUUGAUCGUGAAGGGAAAGUGAUCAACAGUAAUGCCUUCCACAUAAUCUGGAUUUGGGGAAGCCGUGCAUUCCCUUUCACCAGCAGUAAAGAAGCAGAACUUUGGACACAAGAGAUUUGGAGAAUUGAUUUUUUAGCCAACCAUAUAGAUGAGGCCAUUCAAACUUGGAUAGAAGAAGGAAACUACAUAUUCGUUUAUGGUGGAGGAAACAUAGAUUGGAUCAAGAAAUUCACAACAGCAGCACAGACAGUUGCGGAAGCUGCAGGCAUUAAAUUGCAGAUCCUUUACGUGGGGAAGAAGGACCCUACGGAGCUGAUUUGGGAAAACAUUUCCGUGAUUAAUGUGGAGAAGCUUAGCCAUUCAUUGCAAGAUCUCCCUCUGGUUUGGUUCUUUUGGGAGCGGUUAAAGAGCAUGUACCACUCUAGGAUGCAACUCGGCUAUACAGUGGAACAUGAUCUUAUAAUGAAGGAGAUUAAUACGAUUCUCAGUUUCGAUGAAAGUGAUGAAGGAUGGGCUGUGUUUUGCAGGGGUUCAGCCAUGGGUAUGGCCAAAAGUGAUACCAUUUUGCAAUGCUUGAGUGAUUUUGAAUUAUGGAGAACACAUGUGAAAGACAAGGAUAUUGUGACUGCACUCAGUCAUUAUCACCGUAAACUGUUAUUUGAGAAAAUCAUGGAAUCACCGCAAAAGGAUAACAUGAAGGUUCUAAGGAAAUUGAUUUAUGCUAAGGAAGAUCAACUACUUCUUCUUAAGGGUGACACCAAGGAAAAGGUCAACAUCGAAGUUUUGAAGAGUAAGAUAGUGCUGCUCCUCAUUUCAGACAUGGACAUCACCAUGGAUGAGUUACGCAUCCUACAGGAACUGAUUGCAUAUUCUGGUCAGUGUCUAAAUGGGAAAGAGAUUAAGUAUGAAGUGGUGUGGAUCCCAGUUGUGGACAGGUCAACCGCAUUGGCCAAAGCAAAGCAAAAUCAAUUUGAGAAUCUCCUGUGGAAAAUGCCAUGGUAUUCUGUGUAUGAUCAUUCAAUGGUCGAUCCAGGAGUGAUCACGUACAUAAAGAUAGUGUGGCAGUUCAAGGAGAAACCUAUAGUUGUGGUAAUUGAUCCGGAAGGGGAAAUGGUCAACAAUAAUGCCUUCCACAUGCUCCGGAUUUGGGGAAUCCUUGCAUUCCCUUUCACUAGGAGCAAGGAGGCAGAACUUUGGACACGACAGACUUGGGGAAUUGAGUUGUUAGCAGAAAAUAUAGAUAAAAUCAUUGCCUCUUGGAUAGAAGAAGAAAAGUACAUAUGCUUGUAUGGUGGAGACGACAUAGAAUGGAUCAGGAAAUUCACAGCCACUGCAAAGACAGUCGCACAAGCUGCAGGCAUUCCAUUGGAAAUCCUUUAUGUGGGGAAGAGCAACCCUGAAGAGAAAAUUCAAGAAAAUAUCUCCAGCAUUUUGGUGGAGAAGCUUAGCUCCACAUUGCUAGAACCCUAUCUGGUUUGGUUUUUCUGGAAGCGGAUAGAGAGCAUGUGGAACUCUAAGAUACAACUCAGCCGUGAACUGGAAAAUGAUCCUACAAUGCACGAGAUUUUAACAAUGCUUAGCUUUGAUAGUAGUGAUGAAGGAUGGGCUAUGUUUUGCAGGGGAAGAGAAACAGCCAUGGCUGAGGCCAAGGGUGAAACCAUUUUGCAGUGCUUAGAAGAUUUUGAUUCAUGGAAAAUGAACGAAAUAGAGAACAGCUGCUGCACACCUCAUACUUUGACAGACAUUGUCAAUACACCUGCAGCAUUAAUUUAUCUUGAUAAACCUGCAACAUUAGUUUAUCUUAGUUUCGUCUUGGAGAAGUGCCAGCUUAAAGCAAUUGCCUGCAAGCUUCCUAUGUUUCUGGAUUCAUCUGGUAAUUUUAAGGAGUAUCAUUCAAUAUUCUAUAUGUUUUACUGUAAUAAAAGAAACAGAAUCCUGGUGUUAGAUGAAGCAACUGCAUCAAUUGACUCGGCUACAGAUGCCACUCUGCAAAGAAUAAUUCGAGAAAAUUUUCCGGGAUGCACAAUGAUAACUAUAGCUCACAUAUUUCCCACAAUAACAGAUCGUGACAUGGUUAUGGUCCUCUCUUAUGGUAUGAUUCCAUCCACCAUGCUUAUACCUAACCCAAAACUCAAUAGCUCCAAACUCUGA
Messenger RNA from Pistacia vera, 3393 nucleotides. Its product is annotated as protein SIEVE ELEMENT OCCLUSION B-like. NCBI's taxonomy places the organism in Eukaryota, Viridiplantae, Streptophyta, Magnoliopsida, Sapindales, Anacardiaceae. The record is from RefSeq and is a predicted model, not a curated record. The transcript has 11 exons. Gene Ontology annotation, biological process: phloem development. The coding region runs from base 1 to 3393 and encodes 1130 amino acids.